UCAUCAUGUCUGGCAGAGGCAAAGGCGGUAAAGGGCUUGGUAAAGGUGGGGCCAAGCGCCAUCGUAAGGUCCUCCGCGACAAUAUCCAGGGUAUCACCAAGCCCGCUAUUCGUCGCCUGGCUCGUCGCGGCGGCGUGAAGCGCAUCUCCGGCCUCAUCUACGAGGAGACCCGCGGGGUGCUGAAGGUGUUUCUGGAGAACGUGAUCCGGGACGCCGUCACCUACACCGAGCACGCCAAGCGCAAGACCGUCACCGCCAUGGAUGUGGUCUAUGCCCUCAAGCGCCAGGGACGCACACUGUACGGAUUUGGCGGCUAACGCCUUUUAAGCUUUUUCUUACAAAUAGCCCUUUUCAGGGCUCCC
Molecule: messenger RNA, 362 nt
Organism: Erinaceus europaeus (western European hedgehog)
Lineage: Eukaryota; Metazoa; Chordata; Mammalia; Eulipotyphla; Erinaceidae
Product: histone H4
Exons: 1
Coding region: 6-317 (103 amino acids)
Biological process (GO): nucleosome assembly
Cellular component (GO): nucleosome
Molecular function (GO): DNA binding; structural constituent of chromatin; protein heterodimerization activity
Source: RefSeq, a predicted model, not a curated record